AUGUCUGCUGAUAACGAAGAUGACCCUUUCAAGUCAAUUACUUUCGGGAAGUCCUUAUCGUUGAGGGUUGACGGCGGCUUCAAUGCUGUAUCUAUCAGUCCCUCCGGAAGGGACGUCGUCUUAGCCAGUAGACAGGGCCUCUACGUGGUUGACUUGGACGACCCGUUUUCUGCGCCACGCUGGCUUCAUCAUAUUACCCCUUGGGAAGUGGCAGACGUUCAGUGGUCACCCCAUCCAUCCAAGCCAUCUUGGGUUGUCUCCACCUCUAAUCAAAAAGCGCUAGUGUGGAACCUUUCACGAAGUUCAUCAAACGCUGUAGAGCAUGUAUUGCACGGGCAUUCAAGAGCAAUAACGGACAUCAAUUUCCACCCGACUAAUCCCGAGAUUCUGGCAACUUGUUCAAUAGACGCAUAUGUUCAUGCAUGGGACAUGCGCUCCUCACGAAGGGCGUUUUACAGCGCAAGCGUUUGGUCCGCAGGGGCCGCACAGGUAAAAUGGAACUUCAAGAACCCUAAUGUUAUGGCUUCGGCCCAUUCCAAUGAUAUUUUUAUCUGGGACUUAAGAAAAGGUUGCAUGCCGCUACACAUUCUCAAGGGCCAUGCAAAUAGCGUCAACAGCAUCGACUUUAGCCGCUUUAAUGAAACUGAGAUUAUGUCCAGCUCGAACGAUGGUACAGUCAAGUUUUGGGAUUACUCAGUGAACGAUAAAGAACCUUUGCGAACGGUUGUCACAGAUUUCCCGGUUUCGAAGGGACGAUAUCUGCCGUUUGGUAGAGGCUUCUGUGUGAUGCCUAUGACAGGUGGAAAUAAUUCCGUUUAUUUAUCAAGCAGCACUACAUCGAAUGAUUCAGGGCCCAUAUCGAAGUUUCAGCCAAUCUAUGUUUUCAAAGGCCACGCAGAUCGCGUCUCUGAUUUUCUUUGGAGGCAGAGACACAGUCAUGACACGCUUAUUGACGACCGCGAGUUUCAGCUCGUUACGUGGUCGAAAGAUUGCGACUUGAGACUGUGGCCUGUUAAUGAAUCUACAUACGAGAAAGUUGGAUAUGAGAGAUUGCGAGCCCUUGAAAAACCUCUUCCUGACCACGAGUAUUGUUCUUUCAGGAAGGAACCCGAGGCGGCAAAACUUUCAACGGCUCCUACAGCAAGAUGGAAAGAAAAUUUUGUGACAAAGACAGGAACUGAGGCCUCAAACGGAAGCAAUAACAUCAAUCACUUGGCGUGGGUUUCCGGUGUGAGGUUGCAUCACGCAAAUUCACCCCAUGAUCUUUUUGAAGAGGAUAAACUUCAGAAUUUGGGUGAGGAAGUUAGCAUGAUAGGCCACAAGUUUCCUAAAAUCGUAUUCGAAAAGAUUUCUGUCUCCACAGGAAUUUUGGUUCUAACUUUGAAUGGGCCGUGGUCUGAAGAAAACCCUGAUGACUACAUAUUCCUAAGACUUGAAGUCAAGUUCCCAAGUGGAUACCCACAAAAAAAGCAUGUUCCACGCUUCAAGAUCGAGGAAAAUAGAGAACUCAGUGAAAAAAAGCAUCAAGAAAUUGUGGAUCAGCUAGGCGAAAUAGCUCGAAGGUACACCGAUUUGGGUAAAUAUUGUUUGGAACCUUGCUUGCGCUUUCUGUUGGGCGAAAAAAUUAAUCUGGAUGGCCUUCAGGAAGAAGAGCAACUGCUCAAUCUUGAUCUUGUUGACCAUGUUGAACUAGAUGAGUUCUCCUCCUUGGCAAGCUCCGACGCAAGAUCUCGCGCAUUGUCUGACAUUUCAAACACCUCGGAGGAUGACUUCGAUGAUAUCGAUAACAAGAGCAGUGCCGAUGGGUUUGUCACGCGAUCGACUCAUGACUUAAGACUCGAUACUACGCCAAUUCCUAAGGGAUGUGGGGCAGUAUGGACAGCUGCUGGCCAACUUGUCUGCUUUUUUAUGGUAGAGAACAAAGUCGACAAAAAACAAAGUUUUUUUAAACUCGGUCAACGUAGCUUUGGUGGGCUCAAGGAUGCACACAAGCCAGAACUCCUCUUUGAGGAACAAGAUGCUAAUUACGAUCGGCCAAAGCGGUAUGUUGACACACUCUCUGCCUCUUCUCAUCACAAUAGCGAGGGAGUCAACUCUUUAAAUGCGUCAGAUUCCGAUGCCAGUUCAGACAGUUUUGGUGAUGAUUGGAACGAUAUUGUGGGCAAUGACAUUACGUGGAGAACUAAAAUGCCUCUCAUUUCAAACUUCAAAAAAUCACUUGCGUCAAUGGCUUCUGAUGAUAACAAGAGCAGUGCUUCAGUGCAGAAGUCGAAGAACAUAGUUACUGUUCGGGACUUCAGCCAUCUGAUACCGGACAAGAAGCAGUUGGCCAUGGAUUAUAAGUUGUAUGGAGACUCUCUCGAAUCCGUAUGCAAAUACAACGCUCAGGUAGCGGUCACACAUGGAUUUGAAGAAAUAGCGCAUUGCUGGAGAAUGAUAGCAAAUGUUCUUAUGGCUCGGGAGGAAAAAAACCCUUACAACUUCGGAUGGGAUCAGCAUAGUCUAGGAGGGAAAUGGUUCGUUAAGCAAACUAUGAUACACUUUGAGAAAUUGAGGAAUGUUCAAAUGCUAGCAAUAUUGAGCUGUAUUCUUAUGGACCAACCCUUGGGGAAAACAGUAACUGCCCCUACUGGACCCAAAAAAAGAGAGGAAACCAUUAUAACAUUUGAAAGCAAUUGCAUCGAUCAUUCUCAGCGGUCCCGUCACGAAUCUGUAACUUCAUCCAUACGAUCUGAAGACUACUUCAAUGGCGCGCAUGGCGGGAAAACGCUCAAACCCUGGACUCCUGUUCCCGUUUCUAGCCAGGAUAACCUUUCUUCCCAUAAUAUGUUACCAGACAUCAAAAUUGAGAUUGUAAACGACGAAGUUCUCGACCUUUUAACUUCUGAUUCUCCACCUCUUCUCGAUGCUGAAGAUGAAGCAAAGUACCGGUCUUAUAGACACCAGUACGCUGAGCUCCUUUUUUACUGGGGGCUUCUUAUAAACAGAACAGAGCUGUUAAAGUUCAAUUUCGAUGAUGACAACUUCACUUCCAGUAUGUGGCCUCUGCUUAACCAUGCGCCGCAACCCGGCUUUCAGUUAGAUUACAUGGGAAUAUGCUACAAGCUCCUUGAACAAAAGGGGGUUGGUACGUAUUUUUCCAGAAAUUGUAAUUAUUGUGAGUUAAGAGUUGAUGGAAGAGGGUCAGUUUGUGGUAACUGUCAACACAUUUUACAUGCCGAAUGUGCUAAAGUGUGGUGGGAAGUUAGCAAUGAAUGUGCUUCAGGAUGCGGCUGUGCGUGCGUAGAAUUCUUUGAUGUGGUUUAA
Lachancea thermotolerans CBS 6340 is the source of this 3306-nucleotide messenger RNA. It is a transcript of the gene MTC5, whose product is annotated as Mtc5p. Gene Ontology annotation, molecular function: protein binding. Bases 1 to 3306 code for a protein of 1101 amino acids. The transcript has a single exon. NCBI's taxonomy places the organism in Eukaryota, Fungi, Ascomycota, Saccharomycetes, Saccharomycetales, Saccharomycetaceae. The record is from RefSeq and is a predicted model, not a curated record.